This is a messenger RNA of Oryzias latipes (Japanese medaka), 1806 nucleotides long. RefSeq names its product selenium binding protein 1 (gene selenbp1). The record is from RefSeq and is a predicted model, not a curated record. Gene Ontology annotation, molecular function: selenium binding. Lineage: Eukaryota; Metazoa; Chordata; Actinopteri; Beloniformes; Adrianichthyidae.
GUGGGGGCCCGGGGUGAUCAGGGCUCCGCCUCCAAUCUGCUAACAUAAGAGGCCCCUCCCUCUGGGUCCGCGCACUUCCAGAACUCACAGGACCAGGAGCCGCUUCGGAACCGAAGUCACGAUAUGGCCAGCUGUUCAGGAUGUGGACCGGGAUACCGCAGCCCGCUGGACGCCAUGAAGGGUCCUCGGGAGGAGAUCGUCUAUCUGCCCUGCAUCUAUCGCAGCACCGGCAUCCUGAAGCCCGACUACCUGGCGACUGUUGACGUCGACCCAAAAUCCCCCACCUACUGUCAGGUGAUCCACCGGCUGCCGAUGCCGAACCUGCGUGACGAGCUGCAUCACUCCGGCUGGAACGCCUGCAGCAGCUGCUUUGGAGACGCCACCAAGACGAGGAACCGCCUGAUCCUGCCGUCGCUGAUCUCCUCCAGAAUCUAUGUGAUCGAUGUUGGCACCGAUCCCAGAGCGCCGAAAAUCCACAAGAUGGUGGAGCCUGUUGAGGUGCUCUGGAAGUGCAACCUGGCCAAUCCUCACACCAGCCACUGUCUGGGCAGCGGGCAGAUCAUGAUUAGCUGCAUGGGGGACCCGUCAGGUGCUGGCAAAGGGGGUUUCCUUCUUCUGGACGGUGAGACCUUUGAGGUGAUUGGUAACUGGGAGCAUCCAGGUGAAGCAGCCCCGUUCGGCUAUGACUUCUGGUACCAGCCCCGCCAUAACGUGAUGAUCAGCACCGAGUGGGGGGCGCCCAAAGCCCUGGUGGAUGGAUUCAAUCCUGCUCAUGUCAAAGAAGGUCUCUACGGAUCCUCCCUCCACGUUUGGGACUGGACCACACACAGGAAGCUUCAGUCCCUGGCUCUGGGAGAAGAUGGCGCCAUUCCUCUGGAGAUUAGGUUCCUCCAUGAUCCAAGCGCCACUGAGGGCUAUGUGGGAUGUGCUCUGCGAGGAAACGUCUUUCGAUUCUACAAAAAAGCUGCGGGCGACUGGGCAGCAGAGAAGGUCAUCAGUGUUCCCAGUAAGAAAGUGGAGGGGUGGAUGUUGCCUGAAAUGCCAAGUCUCAUCACAGAUAUACUGAUUUCAUUGGACGACCGUUUUCUUUACUUCAGUAAUUGGCUCCACGGCGACAUCAGGCAGUAUGACAUCACAGACCGCAGGAACCCCAAACUGGUGGGCCAGGUGUUCUUGGGUGGAAGUAUCAUCAGAGACGGACCUGUCAAAGUCCUGGAGGACCCAGAAAACCAGGAGCAGCCCCCUCCCUGCUUUAUAAAGGGGAAGCGGGUUCCCGGCGGGCCUCAGAUGCUGCAGCUGAGUCUGGACGGGCGCCGACUCUACGUGACCACGUCUCUGUUCAGCGGCUGGGACAGACAGUUCUAUCCUGAGAUGAUCCGAGAGGGCUCGGUGAUGAUGCAGAUCGAUGUGGACUCGGUGAACGGCGGUCUCUCGCUGAACCAAAACUUCCUGGUGGACUUUGGGAAGGAGCCGGACGGCCCGGCUCUGGCCCACGAGCUGCGGUACCCGGGGGGGGACUGCACCUCGGACAUCUGGCUGUGAAUCUGAGCGGCCUCCCCAUGAUGUCCGUCCUCCUGUCCUCCACAUGAACUGUGAUCAGGAUCCUGAAUGAAUCCUCACCUUCACAGCGAGGUCUAGAAUACAAACACAGAAAGGCCUCGUCUUCCUCUGAUCAUUUAGAUCUGAUCAUUUUCUCAGUAAAGCUAUAAUUAUGUCAAGAUGAUCCUCCAGAAGCUGAUUUCUGUUGAGGUGAGGCUGCAAUGUACAAAUGUGAAGUUUAGAAGGGAAUAAACGUCAGAAAUGAGA